AAAUGGUCAUCCUGAUGAAAGGCACAAUGUCUCCAUGGAAAUGUACAGAAAGUACGGGCCCAUUUUUGUCGAGAGGCUGCAGGGUCGGCGCUCGGUGGUGCACAUCGUCAAAGGCACAGACGUACGAAAAGUGCACCAGGAGGAGGGCAAAGCACCUUUCAGGUUGGGAGCGAUGCCCCUGAAACACUAUCGCAGAUCCAGGCCCGAGUACUACGCCGACGUCGGCAUUCUUAACCUCCAAGGAAAAGAGUGGCUGAGAGUUCGGUCCAGCACGCAGCCACACACGCUAAAAGCCCGCACAGCCGGUUCAUACCUUCCAGCCAUGCACAGAAUCUCCGACCAAGCUCUGACUCUCAUUGAUAACGUUAUGGAUGAAACCGGCUGUGUAAGAGACUGUUUUUCUAUCUUCCGACGAUGGACCCUGGAAAGAAACUCUGCUUGA
This is a messenger RNA of Rhipicephalus sanguineus (brown dog tick), 442 nucleotides long. Its product is annotated as ecdysone 20-monooxygenase-like. The record is from RefSeq and is a predicted model, not a curated record. Bases 35 to 442 code for a protein of 135 amino acids. Gene Ontology annotation, molecular function: heme binding; monooxygenase activity; oxidoreductase activity, acting on paired donors, with incorporation or reduction of molecular oxygen. Lineage: Eukaryota; Metazoa; Arthropoda; Arachnida; Ixodida; Ixodidae. The transcript is spliced from 3 exons.